Puma concolor (puma) is the source of this 5412-nucleotide messenger RNA. The record is from RefSeq and is a predicted model, not a curated record. NCBI's taxonomy places the organism in Eukaryota, Metazoa, Chordata, Mammalia, Carnivora, Felidae.
AUGCGGGUGGCCAAGUGGCUGACGGGGCUGCUCUACCAGCUCUCGCUGUUCAUCACCAGAUCUUGGGAAAUUCACUUGCACCCCAGGCAAGAAGCCCUGGUAAGGACGCUGGCCUCCUACGAAGUGGUGACCCCCGCGCGGGUCAAUGAGUUUGGCGAAGUGUUCCCUCAGAGCCACCACUUCAGCCGGAGGAAGCGCAGCUCGGAGGCCCUGGAGCCCCCGCCAUUCAGGACCCACUACCGAAUCAGCGCCUACGGGCAGCUCUUCCAGCUGAACCUGAGCGCGGACGCGGCCUUCCUGGCCGCUGGCUACACCGAGGUGCACCUGGGAGCCCCUGCGCGCGGGGCCGAGGAGCGCAGCGUGGUGGCCCCAGAUCUACGCCACUGCUUCUAUCGAGGCCAGGUCAAUGCUCGGGCGGAUCACACGGCGGUCUUCAGCCUCUGUGGAGGCCUGAUGGGAACAUUUAAAGCGCAUGAUGGUGAAUAUUUCUUAGAACCUAUAAUGAAGGCAGAUGGGAGUGAACCUGAAGAUGAUCAUAACAAGCCACAUCUUAUAUACAGACAGGAAUUAAAGAGCAGCUAUUUUCUGCAAUCUCCCCAGCCUUGUGAAGUUUCAGAAAGUCAAAUAAAGAAAAUCACUUUACCCUUUCAAAACUACAGCAACACAAAUGAAGAUCUUAAUGUAAAGAAGGAAAUGGCUUUAGGGUACCCUUCAAAAAAUAAAUCAUUGGAAGAUGAAAGAAGUCAAUUACAUUCCAGGAAAAAACGUUUUUUAUCCUACCCGAGAUAUGUGGAAGUUAUGGUUACAGCUGACGCUAAAAUGGUUCAUCAUCAUGGACAGAAUUUGCAGCACUAUGUAUUAACACUAAUGUCAAUUGUUGCAGCAAUCUACAAGGACUCAAGUAUUGGAAAUCUUAUCAACAUAGUAAUCGUGAAAUUAGUUGUAAUUCAUAAUGAACAGGAAGGACCAGUCAUCAGUUACAAUGCAGCUACCACAUUACGUAACUUUUGUUUAUGGCAGCAAACUCAGAAUGUUCUUGAUGAUGCUCACCCUUCUCACCAUGACACUGCUGUUCUUAUCACUAGGGAAGACAUUUGUGGAGCUAGGGAGAAAUGUGACACAUUAGGUUUAGCAGAAUUAGGUACCCUGUGUGAUCCUUUACGGAGCUGCUCUAUUAGUGAAGAAAAUGGACUGAGUGCUGCCUUUACCAUAGCCCACGAACUUGGCCAUGUAUUCAACGUUCCACAUGAUGAUAGUUUUAAAUGUAAGGAACCUGGGAUUAAACACCAAUAUCAUGUAAUGGCUCCAACUUUAAAUUACCACACAAGUCCUUGGACCUGGUCAAAAUGUAGUCAGAAAUAUAUCACUGAAUUCCUAGAUACUGGCCAUGGGGAAUGCCUCCUUGACAAACCAAAUGGAAGAAUAUAUGAUCUGUCUUCACAACUUCCUGGAUUAAUGUACGAUGUGAACAAGCAGUGUGAACUGAUGUUUGGCCCUGGAUCACAAGUAUGUCCCUACUUGAAGCAAUGCAGACGUCUCUGGUGUACGAGUGCAGAAGGAGUUCACAAGGGUUGUCGCACUCAGCACAUGCCCCUUGCAGAUGGAACAAACUGUGGUCCUGGGAUGCAUUGCCACCACGGGCUAUGUGUAAACAAAGAAAUGGAAACACGUCCUGUAGAUGGUGAAUGGGGACCAUGGGGACCUUACAGCUCUUGUUCAAGAACAUGUGGAGGUGGAAUCAAAAGCACAAGCAGGCUCUGUAAUCGCCCCGAGCCAAGAAACGGAGGAAAGUACUGUGUGGGCCGCAGGAUGAAAUUUCGAUCAUGUAAUACUGAUUCAUGUCCAAAAGGCAAGCAAGACUUUCGAGAGAAGCAGUGCUCUGAUUUUGAUGGUAAACAUUUCAACAUCAAUGGUCUUUCCCCUAAUGUGAGGUGGCUUCCAAAAUACAGUGGGAUUGCCAUAAAAGAUCGCUGUAAACUCUAUUGUCGGGUUGCUGGAACCACAAACUUCUACCAGUUGAGGGAUAGGGUUGCCGAUGGUACUCCUUGUGGAACUGAAACUAAUGACAUCUGUGUUCAAGGCCUGUGUCGGGUAGCUGGCUGUGAUCAUGUGUUAAACUCCAAGGCCAGGAGAGACAAAUGUGGAGUGUGUGGUGGGGAUAAUUCUUCAUGCCGGACAAUGGCAGGUGUCUUCAACAGUGCUCAUUAUGGUUAUAAUGUUGUUGUCAAGAUUCCCGCAGGAGCAACAAACAUUGAUAUUCUUCAGCACAGCUAUUCUGGAAAACCAGAAGAUGACAAUUACCUUGCAUUAUCUGACACUCAGGGGAAUUUUCUUUUAAACGGGAAUUUUGUUGUAAGUAUGUCAAAAAAAGAAAUCAACAUACAAGGAGCUAUUUUUGAAUACAGUGGUUCAAACAGCUCAAUUGAAAGAAUUAAUAGUACUGAUCGGCUGGAGGAAGAAAUUGUUCUGCAGGUUUUGUGUGUGGGUAAUUUAUACAACCCUGAUGUACGAUAUUCCUUCAAUAUCCCUGUGGAAGAGAAGAGCGACCUGUUCGCUUGGGAUCCCCAUGGACCAUGGCAAGACUGUACCAAGAUGUGUCAAGGUCUUCAUAGAAGAAAAAAAAUUGCUCAUGCCCAGGAGAGAGUGGAUUCAUGGGCGGUGGUUUCUGAUCAGAGAUGUGACCACUUACCACUUCCAUUGUUUGUGACUGAAAGGUGCAAUACAGACUGUGAACUAAGGUGGCACAUCAUUGGCAAAAGUGAAUGCUCAUCCCAUUGUGGUCAAGGAUAUAGGUCCUUAGAUGUUCACUGCAUGAAGUAUUCCAUUCAGAAAGGACAGACUGUUCCAGUAGAUGACCACUACUGUGGUGACCAACUUAAACCUCCCACACGAGAACCCUGCCAUGGUGAUUGUGUCUUAACAAGAUGGCAUUAUUCAGAAUGGUCCCAGUGUUCUAGGAGUUGUGGAGGAGGGGAAAGGUCUCGAGAAUCUUACUGUAUAAAUAACUUUGGCCACCGUCUUGCUAACAGAGAAUGCCAAGAGCUUCCCCGCGUGACGACAGAGAAUUGCAAUGAAUUUUCCUGCCCCAGUUGGGCUACUAGUGAGUGGAGUGAGUGUCAUGUUACAUGUGGAAAAGGAACAAAACAGCGGCAGGUGUGGUGUCAGCUGAAUGAAGACCACUUGAGUGAUAGUCUCUGUAAUCCAAGAACCAAACCUGAGUCUCUAAGACCAUGUGAGCUUCACGCGUGUGCUUCCUGGCAAGUCGGACCGUGGGGUUCUUGCACAGCCACAUGUGGACGAGGGUAUCAGAUGCGUGCUGUUAAAUGUGUCAAUGAGCUACUCAGCGCAGUCUUAGAUGACAGAGUGUGCCACGGAGCUAGUCGCCCAAGUGAUAGGCAGGACUGUUCGGUUAUGCCUUGCCCAGUUAUUCCUAAAAUUGGGGCCACUUCAUUGCCAGCUAUUCCCAUGGGAAAGAUAGCUCAGUGGCGACAUGGUUCUUGGACCCCAUGCUCUGUGUCUUGUGGACGAGGUAAUCAAGCCCGCUAUGUAAGCUGUCGUGAUGCUUAUGAUGGAAUAGCAGAUGAAUCCUAUUGUGCCCAUUUACCCCGACCUGCUGAAAUAUCUGUCUGUUUUAACCCUUGUGGAGAGUGGCAAACUGGGAAUUGGUCACCUUGUUCAGCUUCCUGUGGCCAUGGAAAAACAACUCGACAAGUUUUAUGCAUCAACUACCAUCAGCCAAUUAAUGAGAAUUACUGUGACCCUGCAAUUCGCCCUUUGAUCGAACAAGAAUGUAACCUGGCAGCCUGCCCACCCGUGUACAGUCACUUUCCAAGUUCCUCUGAGCGGCCAAGCCAUUUUCCAGGCAGGAAUUUUCCAUUAACUCACAAACCAGAAGAUAAUCAAAAUCAGAGGGUCCAUCUGUCAAUCAGCGGAAAUCAAUGGAGAACAGGACCGUGGGGAUCAUGCUCCAGUAGCUGUGCGGGAGGCGUGCAGCACAGAGUCGUGGUCUGCCAGGAUGAAAACGGACGAAGUGCCGGUUACUGCGAUGCGGCCGCGAGGCCCCCAGAGUCCAAGCGCUGCGAUUCAGGACCUUGUCCGCGGUGGAACUUUGGAAGCUGGGGAGAAUGUACACAAACAUGUGGAGGAGGAAUAAAAUCAAGAUUCGUAAUAUGUCAGUUUCCCAAUGGCCAAAUGUCACAAGAGCAAAACUGUGAGAUCUUAAGCAAGCCACCUAGUGUGGUGCAGUGUCAUGUGCAUGCUUGCCCUGGUGACGUAUCAUGGCAUCGGGGACCAUGGAAGUCGUGCUCAGCUUCUUGUGGUAAAGGUUUAAAGUACCGUGAGGUGCUUUGCAUUGACCAGUUCCAAGGGAAAUUAGAAGAAACAUAUUGCAGUCAUCUACGGAAACCUCGAACUCACAAAGCUUGUAGAUCUGUCAGAUGCCCUUCAUGGAAAGCCAAUAGGUGGAAGGAGUGUGCAGGUAACUGCGGAUUUAGUUACCGACAAAGGAUUACAUACUGCAUUGCAGUCUGGUCUACUGAGAAAUAUAAGCUUCAUCAACUUUGGCCUAUAGACUAUCGAGAAUGCCCUGUUCUGCCUUCCCCUCAGGUUUACAAAUGCAAUUUUAGGAGCUGUUUGCAUGUGGCCACUUGGAAAGUUGGAAAAUGGAGCAAGUGCUCAGUGACUUGUGGAGCUGGGAAAAUGGAGAGAAGAGUGGAAUGCGUGUCUAUAAAUGGUCGGUCUAGUAACUUAUGUUUAAAGCGUUUAAAACCAGAUGCUCAAAAGAAGUGUUAUGUCAAUGAUUGUAAAACAUUUACCAGCUGCAAAGAAAUCCAAGUGAAAAACAACAUUACCAUGGAUGGUGACUAUUACCUUAACAUUAAGGGAAGAAUAAUAAAGAUCUAUUGCACAGGCAUGCACUUGGAGAACCCCAAGGAAUAUAUAUCAUUGGUUAAAGGUGAAGAAGACAACUUUUCUGAAGUGUAUGGUGUUAGACUACAAAAUCCAUAUGAAUGUCCUUUUAAUGGAAGUAGGAGGCAAGACUGUGAGUGUAAAAAUGACUACCUGGCUGCUGGACACACUGUUUUCAGCAAAAUAAGAAUUGAUCUCAGUUCCAUGCAAAUUAAAACCACAGACCUUCUUUUUGCCCAGACAAUAUUUGGAAAAGCAGUGCCAUUUGCCACAGCUGGAGAUUGCUAUAGUGCUGCCAGAUGUCCACAGGGACAGUUCAGCAUUAACUUGGCAGGAACUGGAAUGAGGAUAUCCAGCACAGCAAAGUGGCUUGCUCAGGGGAGUUAUGCCUCUGUCAUCAUCCACAGAUCACAAGAUGGAACCAAAGUCUACGGGAGAUGCGGAGGGUUCUGUGGAAAGUGUAUUCCUCACAUGACUACUGGUCUCCCAAUUCAAGUAAUAUGA